AUGCCUGACAUCACAUCGCUCCCGAGUUAUCCACCUGCCCGAGAUGGGGAUCCGGCAGAUGAGGCUAUUCCCAGCCACCCGUUGGGUGUGAAGCCUAGUGGAAAUGCACUCCUAGCAACCCACAAUCUGCGUGAUGCCAUUGGCGCUUUUCGGUCGCUGCCCGACGAACUAGUCCUGCUGCUACUGGAAUCCUUGGACGGACCCAGCCUGCUGCGCAUUGGCCGAACGUGUAAGGCCUUGUAUGCAUUUACAAGGGCCGAAGAGUUGUGGAAGGCCCUCUUUGUUGAGUCCCAUCCAGCGGAUUUUACAUGGCGAGGAACAUGGCGUUCGACAUAUCUCAACUUACCAGCAUCCAAAGUGCCCAUGGUGGACUGCUCGCAUCUAUACUCGGAUGCUCUAUACCGCCCCUUCAACUGUGCACAUAUCAAGUUGGAUCCAUACGUUACCAAUAUCCCAGCACGAAACCAGAUCCCACGACUCUCAGACCUUUCAGCAGAGGAAUUUCAUGAGAAAUGGGCAGACCGGCCAUUCGUUUUAACCGAGCCCAUCAAGGCUUGGCUAGUAUACAAAGACUGGUCGGUCGGCACCCUGCUAUCUCGAUACGGCCAGGGCACAUUCCGCGCCGAGGCAGUCGACUGGCCUCUGCGCACGUACGGAGACUACAUGGCCGACAACGCGGAUGAAAGUCCGCUCUACCUUUUCGACCGGUCCUUUGUUUCCACCAUGGGUCUCUCAGUCGGCCAACCAGACACGACCCCCAAUGCGGCAUACUGGCCGCCGGCAUGCUUUGCUGAAGAUUUCUUCUCCGUGCUUGGCGACGUCCGACCCGAUCAUCAGUGGCUGAUUGUUGGACCCGAGCGCUCCGGCAGCAAGUUUCACAAAGACCCCAACGCCACCAGCGCGUGGAAUGCCGUACUACGUGGGCCGAAGUACUGGAUCAUGUUCCCCUCCGGUGAUAAGAACCCGCCGCCGCCGGGCGUAUUCGUGUCAGAGGACUUUAGCGAAGUGACUUCCCCUCUCAGUAUUGCUGAAUGGCUGCUCGAGUUUCACGCCGAGGCACGACGCACCCCGGGCUGCAUGGAAGGCAUCUGCGGAGAGGGAGAGAUUCUCCACGUGCCGUCGGGCUGGUGGCAUCUGGUGAUCAAUUUGGAGCCGUCGAUUGCUAUUACUCAGAAUUUCAUUCCUCGAGCUCAUCUCGGUGCGGCUCUAGACUUCCUGUCUAACAAAGCCGACCAAGUGUCCGGGUUCAGGAAGAAUGUCGACAAUCCUUACCAGAGCUUUGUUAGCGGUAUGGAAGCUACGUACCCAGAUCUGUUGGAGCAAGCGCAGGAAGAACUCCAAAAGAAGGCAGAAGGAAAGAAGCGCAAGUGGGAUGAUAUUGUCCAUGGGAAGACGGGGGACGACGACCAGAACCAAGGUGGCUUUAGCUUUGGAUUUGGGGAUGAUAGCGAUGCUGAAGUGCCAUGA
Messenger RNA from Penicillium cinerascens, 1467 nucleotides. Its product is annotated as putative F-box and JmjC domain protein. The transcript is spliced from 2 exons. Gene Ontology annotation, molecular function: cis-regulatory region sequence-specific DNA binding; protein binding. The record is from RefSeq and is a predicted model, not a curated record. Bases 1 to 1467 code for a protein of 488 amino acids. Lineage: Eukaryota; Fungi; Ascomycota; Eurotiomycetes; Eurotiales; Aspergillaceae. Gene Ontology annotation, cellular component: nucleus.